Messenger RNA from Pogoniulus pusillus (Red-fronted tinkerbird), 750 nucleotides. It is a transcript of the gene HEMGN, whose product is annotated as hemogen. Gene Ontology annotation, biological process: cell differentiation; regulation of osteoblast differentiation. NCBI's taxonomy places the organism in Eukaryota, Metazoa, Chordata, Aves, Piciformes, Lybiidae. Gene Ontology annotation, cellular component: nucleoplasm. The transcript has 4 exons. The record is from RefSeq and is a predicted model, not a curated record. The coding region runs from base 44 to 616 and encodes 190 amino acids.
CCCAAGGAACUAGGCUGCUUGCUAUUCAAAACUGCACAGAGCAAUGGAGAGUUUAGGCAAAGACCAUCCUUACUCAGACUCUUCUCUGCCACCGUCUGCAGCUCGCAAAGAGUAUGCUGUGCCAGAUGUCAUCAUCACACACCGCUUGAGAGACCGGGAGCUUCUCCGGAAAAGAAAAGUAGAAGCACACGAGAAAGACUCAGUUCAGUGGGAUUUGAGGGAGCAAGAGAAGAACAAACGACAGAGGAGAGGCAGAGGAGCCAGGAGAGGACGGGGCCACCAGAUGGUGGUAGAGCCCAACCUGGAGCCAGAACCAGAGCCAGAACCACAGCCCCACCCACAGAAGGAGGCUGAGGCAGCACCACCUGAGCCAGUGCAUCAAGAACAGCUGCCCAUGUUGACUAUCCACGACCUGGACAGUGGGAUGCAACCAAGAGUGGUGGAGGAGAAGCUGGCAGCCAGGAACCAGGAUCCUGUGGGUGAGCUGCCAGAUACCUCCUGGCCCCGUGAAGAGGAGGUGCUGAAACCAGCAGAAGCAGAAAUACCAGAAGUUUUGAAUACUCCUCUGGAAUAUGACCACCAGGAUAAUGAAUUCCACAAGCACAUUCUAUUCUAAUUUUCUGAUUUCACCACCCCCACCUUCUUUUCCUUUUCUGCUUUGACUCCUGCCUGACAAACUCUGAUAAGUAUUGCAGAGUGCGUUUGGCCAGCUCCUUCCCUGUGAGUAAUAAAGCCCACAUUUUCCUGGUC